This is a messenger RNA of Suillus subalutaceus, 2860 nucleotides long. RefSeq names its product glycoside hydrolase family 3 protein. The coding region runs from base 286 to 2745 and encodes 819 amino acids. The transcript is spliced from 18 exons. Gene Ontology annotation, biological process: glucan catabolic process. Lineage: Eukaryota; Fungi; Basidiomycota; Agaricomycetes; Boletales; Suillaceae. Gene Ontology annotation, molecular function: beta-glucosidase activity. The record is from RefSeq and is a predicted model, not a curated record.
CAAGAAACGCUGGAGGUUGUCGUAAAUCAGCCAUUAAAGUGAAGUAUGAAAGUUUGAAAGAUUAUCUGACUUAUGGGGAAAAGCGACUAUUUUCCCCGGAAUCUGGAGUAAAGCUUUUACGAUUCCGACAAAUUGCAAUGUGAACGAUGCGAACAACAGCACGGCGUUCAUUGCGGACUGCGAGCUAAUUUCGUCCAUCAGGACCAGUCAGUUAUAAUCAGCAGUAACAAUGCAGGUCAGUAGCGAAUUCAUCUGGAUAUCCCUUCCCCGUUUGGGUCCUCUAGGAUGGCUCCAAGAUCGCUUUCGUUCGUGCUGCUACUUGUGUCGUAUGCGGUCGCGUCGAAUUCCUCGGCCACGGUCUCUGCGUCUGCCAGUGCAUUCAGCAGCAGUACUCCUGUCACGAGUAGUACAAGCUCAACGAGCAGCGCGAGCACGUCAACUAGUGGCGUCUCAGCGUCUGUGUCAACAACGUCCUCGAUGACGUCCUAUCUUGCCACUGAGACUGAGCCACCAGUUUUCCCUGCAACGGAUCCUUUGUAUCCCCCUCCUGUGAGCGCAGACCCAGUGAUUGUGCCUGACUUUGCUCCGGCUUGGGCAGCCGCUUACACGAAGGCAACGUCUAUGAUCUCCAACUUCACUAUCGCGCAAAAAGUCAACAUUACUACAGGCGUUGGCUGGGCCAAUGGUCUCUGUGUCGGGAACACUCCUCCUGUUGGAAACUUCCCUGGGUUGUGUCUUCAAGAUUCGCCACUUGGAGUCCGGGAUACUGACCUCGUCACUUCGUUCCCCGCUGGUAUCACUACCGCAUCCACCUGGAAUCGUGCUCUCAUGCGCGCCAGGGGUCUUGCAAUCGGUCAAGAGAACCGAAUGAAGGGUGUCAAUGUCGCUCUGGGACCCAUGAUGAAUAUGGGCCGCAUCGCUCAAGGUGGACGCAACUGGGAGGGAUUCGGCGCUGACCCAUUCCUAUCUGGCGAAACCGCUUAUGAAACGAUCCUGGGUCUACAAGCUGGUGGUGUCCAGGCCACCGCGAAGCACUACAUCAACAACGAACAAGAAUGGAAGCGCACGCAGGAAUCCUCCAAUGUCGAUGAUCGUACCGAGCACGAAAUUUACGCUCAACCUUUUAUGCGCGCUGUAAUGGCGGGUGUCUCAUCGGUUAUGUGCAGUUAUAACUUGAUCAAUGACACUUAUGCUUGCAACAACAACAAGACCCUCACCGACAUGAUGAAACGCGAGUUUGGCUUCCAAGGCUUCAUCCAAUCUGAUUGGUCUGCGACGAUGAACAUCCUUUCUGCUGUCGCUGGUCUUGAUAUGACGAUGCCUGGAGACAUAACCUUCGAUUCAGGGACUUCUUACUUUGGUCAGAAUCUCACGGACUUGGUCAUGAAUGGCACUGUCUCUAUGCAGCGGCUUGAUGAUAUGGCGACGCGGAUUAUUGGUGCAUGGUACUACUUGCAUCAGGAUGAAGAUUACCCAAAUGCCACUGAGGUCAAUGCGCAAAGCGAUCAUUAUCUAAUUGUACGCGAGAUUGGUGCCGCUGGUACAGUUCUUCUAAAGAAUGAAGGCGCCCUCCCUCUGGACAAGCCGAAAAGCAUCGUUUUAGUCGGCAGUGAUGCUGCUCCACCAGUUUCGGGUCCCAACGAGUACACAGACCAGGGCGGCGAUCCAAGUGGCAUCCUUGCUAUGGGCUGGGGUUCUGGUACCGACAACUUCACGUAUCUCAUCUCCCCUUACGAAGCCAUUCAAGCACGCGCCAGAGUGGAUCAGACCAGUGUUUUCUGGAACUUUGAUGACUGGGACCUCGCCAGCGCAGGCAACUCCGUCAUUGGUAUGGAAACCGCCAUUGUUUUCGUCAACUCCGACUCGGGUGAAGGUUACAUCACUGUCGAUGGAAAUGCGGGUGAUAGGCAGAAUCUGAGUGCAUGGCAUCAGGGUGACCAGCUCAUUCUUGCUGUCGCUGCUCAAAACAACAACACUAUCGUGGUCACCAACUCUGUUGGUCCUUUGAUCAUUGAACCUUGGGUCGAACACCCGAACGUUACUGCCAUUGUCUGGGCUAACCUUGGCGGCAACGAAGCUGGCAAUGCCAUCGCAGACAUUCUUUACGGUGCCUGGAACCCAUCUGGAAAACUACCGUACACCAUUGCGAAGAGCCCCACGGACUAUCCUGCCCAGCUCGUAACGGGUGGUACUGCAGCAGAUAUCCUGUCCAUAAACUAUACCGAGGGUCUCUUCAUUGACUACCGCUGGUUCGAUGCACAAAACAUCACACCUCGUUAUGAGUUUGGCUUCGGAUUGAGUUACACGACUUUCGAGUACUCUAACCUUGCCAUCAUGGCAAUUAACCCCGCCGACUCCGCACAAAUGGACCUGGUUCAGAACUGGGAAGACGGUGGUGCAACACCCAUUGCUCAAGGGUCGACAACUGCUCUCUGGCUGCAUAUGCCAGCAUACAAGGUUACCUUCAAUGUGAAAAACACUGGUACUUUAUACGGUGGCGAGAUUCCCCAAUUAUACAUCCAUCACCCACUGUCAGCCGGUGAACCGCCUUCGGUCCUCAAGGGCUUUACGAACGUGGAGGUCUCACCAGGGCAGACUACCUCCGUAUCGAUAACUCUGUCCCGCUACGAUCUUUCUAUUUGGGAUGUUGUUCGCCAGGGGUGGGCAAAACCAGAAGGAACUAUCACUUUCUCUGUUGGGGCAAGUAGCAGGGACUUUAGGCUGAGUGGGACCAUUCCUUCAUAGAUUCUUAGGUCCUUGUAUUGUAAACAAUCUUGAAAGCUCUUUAGACAUGGUAGAUAGUGCACCGGUAUGUGGUGCAUCGUUGCAAUCCUCAAAUCAUGAUGCAACUCAGGCUUUA